Fibroporia radiculosa is the source of this 798-nucleotide messenger RNA. RefSeq lists its product as uncharacterized. Lineage: Eukaryota; Fungi; Basidiomycota; Agaricomycetes; Polyporales; Fibroporiaceae. The transcript is spliced from 2 exons. The coding region runs from base 1 to 798 and encodes 265 amino acids. The record is from RefSeq and is a predicted model, not a curated record.
AUGGACAAAACGGAGGUGUAUCACCUGAUCAACACACUGAACCAGGACCAGGAGCGAUGCCGUGUCAUCAAAACGGUCUCAUUCAAUUUUGGGAGGACGUCGACGAGCAUCUUUGGGACAUUUGCCGUGUGCAUGGCACAGAAACUACCCCAAACCGAGUGUCUCACGUUCUGGCAGUGCGAGUGGGAGCCUAGACAGCUGCACGCGCAAGUUUUUGUCCACAUCACUCUCGCAUUCGAGUCGGUCACUGUGCUCGAGCUCAGAGAUGCGCUAUUCCCUUCUGCGGCAGUGUUUGGGCGGCUCGUGCGUGCGCUCCCGCGGCUGUCGUCUCUCAAAUGCUGGAACGUGGUCUUUGAGAAGCAUGGCUAUGUUGCAGGCCGAAUCUGGGAAUUGCAUCCCCUCCGACUCGACGACGCUGAAGUGUGGAGUAGCGAUGACGUCGCCGACUUCCUCGUGUUUAUCGGCGCACAACUGCGCCACCUCUUCUGGCGUAGUCGGAGCCUGAACAAGUGCUUGGAGCUGCUCCCUGUGACCGCCGAAUCGCUCUUGUCUCUUGAUUUUCGCCCACAGACUUUUCUAGUCGAUUUUACGCCGGCUGUCAACCUGGGCGUCCUUUCGAUCUCUUCCCACCUGGAAGACUUGGACACAGUGGCGAAAAUUCUGUCUCACGUGCUCCUUCCCAAACUGACCGAGGUUACAAUCACUUCAACGCUCGUGUAUACCGGGGCAUUCUCUUCGUCAUUUAUCAAGGACGGGCUGGAUGGUGUGGACAAGGACUCCUAUGCACUUCUUGACUAG